UCACGGCGCAUUACCGACACUGGUUGAAGUCAACUGAAAAAAGAAGUGAUUCGUUCACUCUCGUUCACUGAAAAGAUUUGUUCUUUUGAACGAAUCAUCGUUCACUCACGAGCCAACACUACCCGGAUGUGACAUACAUUUUCAAACAAAGCCCGGCCAGCAAAGGAGCGGAAAACACAGUUUUGUUUUGUUUUCGUGUUGUUUUUCCUCUUUCUUUUUUUAAAACUGUCUGGCUUUUGACAUGUCUCAAACGUUCCACGUGGUUCAAUGUUUCCGCUGCGACUGCUUCCAGGUGCACCAAGUAAGCAGGCAGAUGAACGCAUCAAGUUGACACUCUUACGAAUCAAUGCAUCCGAACGGAAUGUUCGCAAUGCCACAUGAUGAAGGAAUUCGGCAGAGGCGGCGCGGCAGACUGCAGACGGCACGUUCAGAAGCUGAACGCCACCAGGGGCGCCAUGUUGGAAGAACCACAUGUCCGGUCGCUGAGGAAGCAGCCAGAAGAGGAAAGAAGAAGCGAAGGCCAGCAAGAAGUCCAUCCACAGGUGAGCCGCUGGAGCAAAUACGUCGCCGCACCUGAGGACGACGACGACGACCAAGAUGUACUUUCAAAGGACAUGCAAUGUUUCCGAGACAACAUCUUGACUGACAGAGAGAAGCAGCGUGAAGAUGCACCUCAGGCGAGGUCGACUGCUACUCCUGGCCCGCCGAGCGACGCCAACACGCGCAACGCUAAGCGACUUUUGCCUUUUGCUUCGGCGCCAGCGUCGUCGCUGGGAUGCGACACCGCCGCCGGCCUCAACGGCGCCGUCGCUUGGCGGGCCAAAGCCUUGUUGCCUGCCUCCUCCAGGUUUGACAGCGGAGAUGACUUUGACGUGAGCUUCUGAUGAAAACGUCGAUGACCUUCACUUAUUUCAAUUGGGCGUUAUUUUGCAAGUCUGGAAAAUUCCCCAAACUUUAUGUUGACCUUUUCAAAUAAAAUAAUCAGUCAAGCUGAGCAAA
Messenger RNA from Syngnathus typhle (broad-nosed pipefish), 999 nucleotides. RefSeq names its product MRN complex interacting protein (gene mrnip). Gene Ontology annotation, biological process: mitotic G2 DNA damage checkpoint signaling. The transcript has 5 exons. Gene Ontology annotation, molecular function: chromatin binding. Gene Ontology annotation, cellular component: nucleus. Bases 378 to 884 code for a protein of 168 amino acids. NCBI's taxonomy places the organism in Eukaryota, Metazoa, Chordata, Actinopteri, Syngnathiformes, Syngnathidae. The record is from RefSeq and is a predicted model, not a curated record.